Messenger RNA from Anolis sagrei ordinatus, 3061 nucleotides. It is a transcript of the gene DDX43, whose product is annotated as DEAD-box helicase 43. The record is from RefSeq and is a predicted model, not a curated record. NCBI's taxonomy places the organism in Eukaryota, Metazoa, Chordata, Lepidosauria, Squamata, Anolidae. Gene Ontology annotation, molecular function: RNA helicase activity; RNA binding; ATP binding.
AUGGCAAUGAAAAGUGGUGUCAAAUUGCAUUCCUAUGAGAAGCCAUUGUGUGGAGAAGUGGCAGAAGAAGAAGAAGAGGAAGAAUUUCCCUCCUUUCCCCCUCCCCUCAGAGGCAGCUCCUUUUUGAAAUGAGGGCCUCGCGUGCCUUCAGCAGCACAGCCAAUCACCUCUCGAGAAGGAAGGGCGUUCCGGCCAAUCACAGCGUCCCCUGGCGCCUGGCGGUUGAGAGCGGCACGCGAGGCGUUUGGCGCAGGAGCAAUGUCUGACUGGGAGGACGAGGGCGACGAGGCCGAGCCCCGCGGGACGCCCUCCUUGCCCGAGUGGCGCCCCAAGGCCACCACGGCCCCUCGCGAGGACCACGGGGAAAGGGGCAGGGGCGGCCACCGGGGCGGGAGAGGGGCCCCGUGGCCGCCGUCGAGAGGAGGAGACCCCGCGGGAGCGCCGCUCUGCUUCUUCCUGGACAACGCCCUGGUCGGCGCCCUCAUAGGUCGAGGUGGAUCUACAAUUAAAGAGCUUGAAGAUUCAUCAGGUUGUAAAAUAAAGAUUGUGCGGGGAGAUUAUGAAGCUGAAGUAAAAGUAUUUGGAGGUAAUGAUAAGAAAAGGAAAGCCAAAAUGCUGAUUGAUGAUCUUAUUGAAAGAUCUAAACAAAGCAGUGCAGGAGAAAUGUGUGUUAAAGAUUCUUUCAAACAGCAAGAUGGAAGAACUUACCAUAAUGAAAGCUGUUCUGGAGCUUUUAAUCUUAAACAGUCUAUUAACUGGGCCUCUCUUCGAGAAAAUAAAGCUAAAUAUGAAGCUAUGAAAUGGGCUGAUCUUCCUCCACUUGAAAAAUGUUUUUAUAAAGAAUCACCAAAAAUUGCUUCUAUGUCAAAAGAAGAGGCUGAUAGUUGGAGAAAAGAAAACAAUAAUAUCACUUGUGAUGACCUGAAAGAGGGUGAAAAGCGUCACAUCCCCAAUCCCAUCUGUAAAUUUGAAGAUGCUUUUAAACAUUAUUCUGACAUCAUGGCAAAUAUAAGGAAAAAUGGGUUUCAGAAGCCUACUCCAAUUCAGGCACAAGCUUGGCCGAUCAUACUUCAAGGAUAUGAUUUGAUUGGAAUAGCACAGACAGGUACUGGGAAGACAUUGGCUUAUCUCAUGCCUGGAUUCAUACAUUUGGAUUUACAACCAAUACCUAGAGAAAAACGUGGUGGACCUGGUAUGUUGGUUCUUAUUCCCACUCGAGAAUUGGCUCUUCAGGUUGAAGCAGAGUGCUUGAAAUAUUCCUACAAAGGAAUUAAAAGUAUUUGCAUAUAUGGUGGAGGAGAUCGGAGAGGGCAGAUCAAUCUUGUUUCCAAAGGUGUGGAUAUUGUUAUUGCUACUCCUGGUAGAUUGAAUGACCUUCAAAUGAACAACUUCAUAAAUCUGAGAAGCAUUACAUACUUGGUGUUAGAUGAAGCUGACAGAAUGCUGGAUAUGGGAUUUGAACCACAAAUAAUGAAGAUUUUAUUAGACAUACGUCCUGACAGGCAAACAGUUAUGACCAGUGCUACAUGGCCAGAUGGCGUGCGACGUCUUGCAAAAUCAUAUUUGAAAGAUCCUAUGAUUGUAUAUGUUGGUACUCUUGAUUUAGCCGCUGUAAAUACAGUUGAGCAAAGAGUGGUAGUUAUUCCCGAGGAAGAAAAGAGAGCAUUCACACGUUUCUUCAUUGACAGUAUGAAGUCUGAAGACAAGGUCAUCAUUUUUGUGGGCAAGAAACUUACUGCUGAUGACCUGUCAAGUGAUUUUAGUCUUCAGGGAAUUCCAGUUCAGUCCUUACAUAGCAAUAGAGAACAAUGUGAUCGUGAACAGGCCUUAGAGGACUUCAGGAAAGGUAGAGUUCGUAUCCUAGUGGCAACUGAUCUAGCUUCCCGAGGGCUUGAUGUACAAGAUAUCACUCAUGUUUUUAAUUUUGAUUUCCCUCGCAAUAUUGAAGAGUACGUUCACAGAGUUGGUCGUACUGGUCGAGCAGGACGCACAGGAGAAGCUGUUACACUUGUGACGAGGAAUGAUUGGCGGGUUGCAUCUGAAUUGAUUGAAAUUCUAGAAAGAGGAAACCAGAUAGUUCCAGAAGAACUAAUUUCCAUGGCUGAAAGAUACAAGCAAUUUCAACUGAAAAAAGAAAUGGAAAGGGAUUUGGUAAAGCCUCGUGGUAGAUCAAGGAAAGGUUUUUAAUCCAUUGAAGAGAUUAUUUGAAUACAGUGAGUUCCUGUGAAAAUGCUAGUAAUAAUUUAAGUCAAUAAUAUCAGUCAUGAAGCAAUAACAUGUGGGGAGACAAGAUACUUUAAUGAGGUACUUGAUAAAAUAACCAUACUGUAACUAGUUACCGGGUUGGGAACUGCCUGUGAUUAGAUGAGAAAUACCUGAGAAUCUUGUAUGUGUUACCUUAAGUAUCACUGUAGUAAAUAUAAUCUGAGAAUAAGAUAUAGUGCAAUAUAUUUUGGCACCAACUGACAUCCAUGAAUUCCAUCUUCUCACUUUCAGGGAUAAAAACUUGCACUGAAAACAAUAACUGUAAAGUCAUGUGUUUUGUAUCCUUUUGUAUACCAACAUCUUAGUACCUUCAGAAAUAAUAAAAAUGAUGCUAAGUUGUAAUUUUUUCACAUUUCUUUUUUGCUUCAAAAUAGUAUAUUGCAGUACGCUUACUGUGUUAUAUUACAGGUUUUGAUACAUUUUUGUUGGGAGCGAAGACUUGAUAUUUUUGUUAAUAGUACAAAAUGUUAACUCUUGUUUCAUAGGUUAUGAUUCUGUUCAGAUAGAUGGGAUACCUGUAUUUCACACAAUAAUGUUGGCAAACGUUAUGGUAAAGUUGAAGAGAAAUAAUUGAUAAACAAACCCUUCCCCAACUUUAAUUUAAAAUGAGACCUAUCUUUAAGUGUGUAUAGCUUGUUUUAUUGGUUAUGUGUGAUAUAGUGAUAUACCCAAAGCUAAUGAUUCCCAUCUUUAGAUUAAAAAUGAGUCUAUUAAAAUGUGUAGAAAGAUGUAAAGUAGUAUUUUUAACUUGUUUAUUUUGAACUCUUACAAUAAAACUGAAUAUUGGAAGAAUAAA